AUGAGCAACUCCCCGACCAGCGCCAUACCCUGCUGCAGCCCGGCCCUCCUGUCGGCACAGCUCUCCCCCUCGCUGUCGGCCUCGCUGUUGAUCCUCUCCUCGUCAUCGCCCUCCCCCGGCGGGUCGCCGCAAAUGUCCCCGAAGCCCUUUGCCACCUCCGGGCCCGGGGCACUGGUGCCGGGGUCCAUUCACAGCGGCAGUGGCGGUGGCGGUGGCGGCGGCGGCAGCAGCAACACGACGCUCUUCCGAUCUUCCCCGAAGCCCUUUGCCACCUCCGGGCCCGGGGCACUGGUGCCGGGGUCCAUUCACAGCGGCAGUGGCGGUGGCGGUGGCGGCGGCGGCAGCAGCAACAGCAGCCCCGGCGGCAAGCUGUCUCCACAGACGGUGCUCAUGCCUGGCGCCCUGAGCCCCCUGAGCCUGGCAGCCACAUCCUUCGUGCGGAUGGUACCUCUGCCGACCGAGGCACCGGCUGCACCGGCUGCGGAUGCCGACAGCCCGGCCGAUGUCCGGUCGUCGGGCUUCACCAGUGUCCUCGCGCGCCCGGACGGCGCGCCCUCAGUCGCCGAAUCCGCCCGGCCCUCGAAUCGCAGCCCCGUCGACCCAUUGGUUCCCAUCACCACGACCACCACGACCAGCAGCACGGUCGGCAGCACGGUCGGCAGCGCUGCUAGCAGCACCGACAACGGCGUCAGCCCCAGCGCCGCCCUUGGCAGCCGCAGCAGCAGCAGCAGCAGCAGCAACAGCAGCAGCAGCAACAUCAGCAACAGCAACAGCAACAGCAACAGCAACAGCAACAGCAACAACAACAGCAGCAACGCCGAUAAUAACCCCCACGAGGGCGCCGACACACAGGAGAUGGACCCGACCGAAGAUGGGCACCGCAGCGCCGCCGUCUGGGUGCUGCCCAGCAGCGGCGAGCACCGGCCGGCGACGGACACCCGCGCCGGGGGCGAUCUACAUGCGGCGGUGGCCGGCGCGGUGGCCGCGGCCGCGGCCCAGACCGCCAGCCUGCAACCGGCCCUGAGCGGCGGCGCCCCGGCAGGUGUGAUGGUGGUGCCGGGCCUCCCGCUGGCCGAGCUCUCCGCCACCGGGGGGGGGUCCAUUGCCCGGGACCCCGGCCAGCGGCCGCUGCACGGGGACGAGCCGGCCACCGGCGGUGCCGCUGGCCAGCCGGAUCCCGCCGGCGACGCCGCCAUCAUCGGCAGCCAGCAGCCCCUUCACCAGGGCGCCUUCCAAAAGCGCAUCUCGGCGUGGGCGCCCUCAAUUUCAUGGCUAUCACCGGCAUCUAUGCUCCGCGCCCUUGUGAGCACCUCCCCCUCGAUGGCGGCCGCGGCCGCGGUGGCCGCCUCCUCCGGCACCGUGACUCGGUCGCUGUUCGCCGGGUCGCAUGGCGCCCUCGGCGUGGCGACCAGCCCGAAUGGCCCGUUCUUCGGCGGGCUCGGGCAGCUGGCCAGGUUCUCGACGAGCGCCGCCUCGUCGUCGGCCGGGGCGUCGGACGCCACCGGCAUCGGGGCGACCGCCGCCGGGUCCGACAUGCCGGAGUCCGGGGCCGCCGAGGCCACCUCCCCGCACCAGACGCCGCACCCGCUGGCCGGGGGGGCGGCCGUGGACAGCACCCUGCCGACGACCGGGCUUGGCAUCGGGUCGCCGGCUCCGCCCUCCGGCGGGCCCAUCAACCGGGCCACGCGGUCCAACAGCCUGCGCAUGCGGACCGCCUUCGCCGGGAUGUCGCAUGCCACGGUGGCCCCGCACGAGGCCACCCCCCGGGAAUCGCACCUGCUGGCCGUGGCGGCGCACGCCUUCAAUGUGCGCCUGCAUGCGGACCUGGAGACCGGCCUGCUGCGGCAGACCUCGGCCGACGGCAAGCCCUUCACGGCGAGCUCCCAGUUCGGGGAGGACGCGCUGUUUGCCUUCUCCACCGCCUCGGCGACCGGCGGCGAUGGCGGCGGCCCGGCCGGGGGGCGGUCCCCGGGCGACGACGCCGCCACCCCCCCCGCCGGGCCGGCCUACCCGGGCGGCCAGUGGCAUGUGGCCGGUGUCAGCGACGGUGUCGGUGGCUGGUCCUCCUACGGCAUCAGCAGUGCCUUCUACUCGCGCCUGCUGAUGCACUACUCGUCCGAGUUCUCGGAUCGCCUGUCGGCGCAUGAGCGCGCCGCCUGCGAGGCCUACCUGGCCGGGCUGGAUGGCGGGGUGGUCCCCGGCCGGGGGCCGGCCGCCAGCGGGGCCGCGUCCUCCGGCAGCCUCGGCACCCGGGUGUCCUCCGGUCUGCUGACGCCGGCCGGCUCGGACAAUGACGAGGAUGAGCCGCUGCUGCAUGACGGCGGGGCCGGGGACGCGGCCUACGCCGGGGCCCAGCUCCGUGGCCCGGGGCCCGGCAGCGCCACCGGCGCCUUCGCGGCCAUCUGCGACCACGCGCCAUCGGCCAUCAUCCGCCGGUCGUGGCAGGCCAUCGGCCACAAUGUGCCCGGCAGCGCGACCGCCUGCGUGGCGGUCCUGCGUCCGACCCCGGUGGAGGUGGCCGCCGAGCGGGCGGCGCAGGCCGGGCUCCUCGGCCAUGGCCGCUCCGGUGGCGGCGGCAGCGGGCCCUCCGCCUCCUCGUCCCCCGGGUCCACGGCCCUGCCUAGCUCCUCGGACUCGGUGGACAUCAACCACGAGCUGGGGCUGCCCCUGGGGGGCAUGGGAUCGGCCGGCAGCAGCGCGCAGCAGCAGGCGGCCGCGGCGGCCGCGGCCGCCGGCGCCUCGGUCACCUGGAUCCUGGAGGUCGGCAAUCUCGGCGACAGCGGGGCCAUGAUCAUCCGGCCCUUCCCCACGGAGGAGGAGAUUUCGGCCGCGGCCGAGCUGGCCCACCGGCAUGUUCUGACCCCGGCGGCGGCGGCCUCCGCCCGGGUCGGCGGCCUCCCCCACCUGGCCACCUCGCCCGGGUCCGGCCUCACCCGCUGGGAUAGCGCCCUCAAGUCCGGGGAGGUGUGGUUCGGUGCCGGCGGCGCUGCUGCCGGCGGCCCCGGCGACCGGGGGGACUUCAUCGGGUCCGGUGACCGGGUGGCCAACCCGGCCUCGGCCUUCCCCAUGUCGCCCUUCUCCUUCGGCAUGGGGGCCCCGGCCAAGGUGACCUCGGCCAUGGGCACCACCAUCGGGGACUCCGCCGCCGGCAAGGGGGGAUCCUCCUCCUCUGCCGGGGGCGCCGGCGGCGGCGGCGGCAGUGCCCCGAUGUCGGCGCUGGUUCUCCUGCGCACGCAGGACCAGCUGCUCGGGUUCAACUGCCCGGCCCAGCUCCAGGCCGAUGCGUACCACGAGCCGGAUCUGUACCGCCUGGGCGAGCCGGACGGCCGGCCGGCCAGCUGGUCCGCUGCUGCUGGCGGUGGCGGCGGGUCCUCGCCGGCGGCGGGUGUCGCUCGCGCCACCGCCCUGCUGGACCCGCGCCCGGGCGAUGUGAUUGUCCUCGGCACGGACGGCCUGUGGGACAAUGUCUUCGACGCGUCGGUUGUCGACCGCAUCAUGUCCUCCAUUUCGCACACGGUGGCCGAGGUGGGCAAGAAGACCGCCGCGGCCGCGGCCGCGACCGGGGCCGACUCUUCCGGCCCCAUGGCGGCCAGCAUUUCCACCAGCGACAUCGACAUUCAGAGUGCUGGGCUGGCCGACGUCUACAACUAUGAGCUCCCCUCCUUCAAGAUGGGCACCCUCGACAUGAUGAUGCAGGUGUCUGACGAGAUCCAGAAGAUCGACUCCUUCGCCGAGUCGCUCGUGCACAAGAUCUCCUCCUCGCUGGUCCAGCUGUCGGACCACCAGAACACCGACUCCGCGGAGCCCCGCGCCACCAGCGGCCAGUCCGGGCCCCUGCUGACCGUUGGCAAUGACUCGCUCAUCUCCUACCUUUCUAAGUUCCAGUGGAGCGACGCCAAGUGGAGCUCGCGCUCCAACAUCCGCGAGCUGCUCGACCUGCUCAGCAAGUUCUUCACCUCCACCGACACCGAGCUCAAGCAGCGCAUGGUCGCCUACAACAAUGCUCGCUCGUCGCUGGCCUCCCUCCAGCGCCGGACUUCUGGCAACUUCCUGGUCUGCGACCUGGCCCCCUAUGUCAACGAGUCGCACUUCCCCUUCCGCAACUCGGAGUACCUGGCUACCGUGCUGACCGUCGUUCCCAACGGCAUCGAGCGCGAGUGGUUCAAGUUCAUCCAGCGCAACGACCUCGGUGUCCUGACCGAGCCCUCCCUCAGUGUCAAGGUCACCUCCGACAACGACCACUCCGUCUACACCGCCGUCCUGCCCAAGAAGCACAUCGACCUCUUCAAGACCAAGGCCCGCGCCGAGAAGUUCAUUGUCCGCGACUUCGUCUACGACCCGGAGCAGCAGGCCAUCGAGCGCAAGGAGCUCGAGGCCCUGUCGGUCCAGGUGUCGCGCAACCGCAACGGCCUGCACCUGUGGCUGAAGACCAACUUCAGCGAGGCCUUCGCUGCGUGGUUCCACCUGAAGACCCUGCGCGCCCACACCGAGGCCGUCAUGCUUCACGGCCCGCCGAAGGAGCGCUUCCUCAACGUCCUGCUCGUCGCCAGGGCCCGGCUCUGCGGCUGA
Molecule: messenger RNA, 4569 nt
Organism: Fonticula alba
Lineage: Eukaryota; Rotosphaerida; Fonticulaceae
Exons: 8
Coding region: 1-4569 (1522 amino acids)
Biological process (GO): proton transmembrane transport
Cellular component (GO): vacuolar proton-transporting V-type ATPase, V1 domain
Molecular function (GO): proton-transporting ATPase activity, rotational mechanism
Source: RefSeq, a predicted model, not a curated record